Canis lupus familiaris (dog) is the source of this 975-nucleotide messenger RNA. It is a transcript of the gene OR7G5, whose product is annotated as olfactory receptor family 7 subfamily G member 5. Gene Ontology annotation, molecular function: olfactory receptor activity; G protein-coupled receptor activity. NCBI's taxonomy places the organism in Eukaryota, Metazoa, Chordata, Mammalia, Carnivora, Canidae. Bases 37 to 975 code for a protein of 312 amino acids. The record is from RefSeq and is a predicted model, not a curated record. Gene Ontology annotation, cellular component: membrane. Gene Ontology annotation, biological process: G protein-coupled receptor signaling pathway. The transcript has a single exon.
UGUUACCAUAUAAUUUCCAUCAGAUUCAUCAACAACAUGGAACCUAGAAAUGAAACAGUCAUUAUAGAAUUUCUUCUCAUGGAAGUGACAGAGAAUCCAGAACUGCAGUCCCUCAUCUUCAUCCUGUUCCUAUUCAUGUACCUGGUCACUGUCCUGGGAAACCUGCUCAUCAUCCUGGCUGUCAUCUCUGACUCCCAUCUUCAUAUCCCCAUGUACUUCUUUCUUUUUAUUCUGUCAUUUACUGACAUCUGUUUAAGUACAACCACAAUCCCAAAGAUACUGGUGAAUAUCCAUACACAGAACCAGAGCAUCACUUAUGCAGGCUGCCUCACACAGAUCUGCUUUGUCAUGGUUUUUGCAAGUUUGGAUAGUUGUAUUCUUUCAGUAAUGGCCUAUGAUCGCUAUGUGGCCAUCUGUCAUCCACUGAGGUACACAGUCAUCAUGAACUCCCACCUCUGUGGCCUCUUGAUUCUUCUCUCCCUGUUUAUUAGCAUUGUGGAUGCCUUGAUACACAAUCUGAUGGUGUUGCAUCUGUCCUUCUGCACAGAACUCGAAAUCCCUCUCUUCUUCUGUGAAGUUAUUCAGGUUAUCAAGAUCGCAUGUUCUGACACCCUCAUCAAUAACAUCCUGAUAUAUUUUGCAACCAGCAUAUUUGGUGGUAUUCCUCUGUGUGGAAUCAUUUUCUCUUACACUCAGGUAGUGUCUUCAGUUUUGAGAAUGCCAUCAGCAGGUACGAAGUAUAAAGCUUUUUCUACCUGUGGGUCUCACCUGUCAGUUGUGUCUUUGUUCUAUGGGACAGCUUUUGGGGUGUACAUUAGUUCUGCUCUCACUAGUUCUUCCAGAAACACUGCAGUGGUUUCAAUGAUGUACACUGUUGUCCCUCAAAUGAUGAACCCCUUCAUCUACAGCCUGAGGAACAGGGACAUGAAGGGAGCCUUGAGGAAACUCAUAAGUAGAAUGCCUUCUCUUCUGUGA